This is a messenger RNA of Camelina sativa (false flax), 1188 nucleotides long. RefSeq lists its product as uncharacterized. The record is from RefSeq and is a predicted model, not a curated record. Lineage: Eukaryota; Viridiplantae; Streptophyta; Magnoliopsida; Brassicales; Brassicaceae.
AUGGUGAGAACAUAUGUUGAUGGUCAUAAUCAUGCAAACAGUGGUAGAGCUAGAAUGUUGAAACAGGACGUGAUUGGAAGAUUAUUCAGAGAUGAAGCAAAAAGAAGGCCGACUUUGAGAUGGACAGACAUUAAGGAUGAGAUCUACAUGAGGUACAUAAUUUCUGUGUCUAAGUGGAUAUGUCAGAAAGCAAGGAGGAUUGCGUUUAAUUUGGUGAUGGAAACUCAGAGGCAACAGUUUGCAAAACUGUGGGAUUAUGAAUAUGAGCUUCAGAGGUCUAAUGAGGGCACCACCACUGAGAUUGUCACCAUUCCUCAAGCAAAUGGCAAGCAACAGUUUGAUAAAUUCUAUAUUUGUUUUGAGCCGUUACGAAGAACUUGGAAGAGUUGUUGUCGGCCGAUAAUUGGACUGGAUGGAGCUUUUUUGAAAUGGGAAAUGAAGGGUGAGAUUCUCGCAGCUGUAGGUAGGGAUGCAGACAACCAAAUUUAUCCUAUUGCUUGGACAAUAGUUAGAGUGGAAGAUACUGAUUCAUGGACUUGGUGCGUUGAGAAGCUGAAGAAGGAUUUGCUUUUGGAGUUAGGGGAUGGGCUUACUAUUAUGUCUGAUAAGCAGAAGGGUUUGGUCAAUGCUGUUGGUGCGUUGCUUCCAAAAGCGGAACAUAGGCAUUGUGCUCGACACAUAUUUGCCAACUGGAGGAAGACACAUGGUGAUUAUGUUCAUGAAGGUUUCUUCUGGGCUAUUGCAUACAGUGGAACAGAAGGUGACUACAUGUAUAACAUUGUAGCUUUGAGAAAAUAUGAUCCACUUGCUUGUGAGGAUUUGCUGAAAACAGAUCCUAAGACAUGGUGCAGAUCCUUCUUCAGUUAUCACUCUAGCUGUGAGGAUGUUUGCAACAACCUUUAUGAGAGUUUCAACAGGACAAUUAAAGAUGCUAGGAAGUUGCCGGUGUUAAACAUGCUCGAGGAAGUCAGAAGAAUAGCAAUGAAGCGUAAUAGUAAGCUAGCUGCAAAGACACAAAAAUGCAAAGGUCGGUUCCACCCAAAGGUAUUGCUAAUACUAGAGGCAAAUCGUAGAUCUUCCAAGUUUUCUUCAUUCCUCAAAAGUGGUGAGCACAAAUACGAGGUCUUAGAGGGAAGUGGUAGUUACUGUGUCAAUCUCCUCCGUAGAGAAUGUGCUUGCAACCAGUGA